Messenger RNA from Octodon degus (degu), 3021 nucleotides. It is a transcript of the gene Fam169b, whose product is annotated as family with sequence similarity 169 member B. The record is from RefSeq and is a predicted model, not a curated record. The coding region runs from base 1 to 1278 and encodes 425 amino acids. Lineage: Eukaryota; Metazoa; Chordata; Mammalia; Rodentia; Octodontidae. The transcript has 9 exons.
AUGCGGAAGUUCGUUAGUGAAGAAGAAUAUUCCAUAGUGGUCGACGGGAGAGGAGCGCCGGCAGUCCGGAGGGAGUCCUGGGUGCAGGAGCCCAGAGGAGGUGGCGGGGGCACCGGGAGUCCAGAGGAGGAGCAACGCGAGCGCGGCAGCAGGCGGGACUCGCGCUCAGCCAGCUCCGGAGCAUGGAUGCCCAGGCCACCCGCGGGGCGUCAGGUGAGGGGUCCAGGCAUUUACCCGGUGGAUGCUCUGCAGGAUGACCUGGAGGGCCAGCAGGAGGCAGCUCUGGCUCUGGCUUACUACACUUCCCUUGGAGACGGGACUCGGCCCUCACCAGAAGCCUUUUAUCUUCCGACUGGGGAACAGGUGAAACUUGGAGCUGCAUCUGUUUGCCUUUGCACUGUUUACCGAGAUGAACCUCAACAUAAAAUACUGGUUUUGGUUAAUCCUCAGGACACAAAGACAGUGGUGGCUGUUUACUUAAAGGAGUCCUGGUGGUCUACAGAGGACGUGCUAAGAACGGCUGACCCUGCGAGAGAAGGCCUCCUGAAGGUUCAGUCCUUUGGGGAAAGGAUUGUACUUUUCAUUCUGAAUGUCAUUGUUUUUGGAAGAUUGGAGAGGAGGCUGGACGACGAUGACAUGUUUUUUUUACCUCACUCCAUGAAGGAGCAAGCUAAAAUUCUGUGGACAAACGGAGCAGCUGUUGGAUUUUACACAACUAAAUUGAAAGGCAGUCUGUGUGGCAACGGCACCAGCGCAUGCUAUCUGCUACCUGUCUUUGAUACUGUGUUCGUCAGGAGGAUGCACCGUCGCCAUGGCCUGGGAACAGCCAUGCUGAAAGACUUCUGUGAGACCUUUCAAGAAGAAGAGGCCCUGGGGAUCAGUCACCCGAUUUCUCCUGCCAUGUUCCAAGUCUGCAGGCAGUUCCUGUUGGCCUGUCCCGAGGAGCGGGGGCGCCUGUGGGAGGUGGAGCCCCCGGGAGCCUGGGAUCAGCGUGUCAACAUCUGGCUGCAGGUUCAGCUCCAGCAGGCAGGACUGCCAGAAGCAGAAAGAUGGGCUAGCCCCACCAUGUCCCUGAACCGAACCUUGACUUUCAAACCCUGCAGGCUCUUAGAAGCAGCUACAAGUAACUGGGCGAUUGCACUGCCUAGAGGUGUGUGUCUGCUGAGGGCCACACAUGCAGGCCUAGAGCCCCAACUUCUAGGGGCAGAGCCUUGGAGAAGAAGGAGAAAAGAAAGUGAUCAAGAUUGCGGAGUUGGGCUGCGCAGGAGAGCCUGCUGACCUGAGAUCUGAAGGGAAAGGAAGCCAAGGGGAUAGCGCGCUCACAGGGCUGGUGGAGGAGCCCGGCAGGAGUCUGUGCCGCCAGCUCCCGGGUCCUAACUGCGCUGGGCCUUACCUGGCAGGGGGCUUUGGGCCUUUGAGGAGAGAAAGGCCCCGGCCCUGCUGCUUUCUGACUUUCCUGUGGCAUGGGCUCCCGAACCAGGCCAACUGAGGACGGUGCUGGCUUAAGCAGGGAGCUCUCCACAAGGCUGGGGGAAUAUCCCCCAGCUCCAGAAGCCAAUUGUGUGCAGGUCUGAAGGCUUCCACGAGCUCACUUUCGUAUCCAAUACAAUUUCUCCUCCUCAGGGUAAAUUUGUGAAACUGCACUGGGACCAUGCGAGUUUCCCCAAAUAACUUCCUUCUUCAGUAUGGGCGACCUCGGAGGAGGGCCUUACCCUCCUGAUCCACGCUGUAGAAUUCCUUCUUACCUCCAGCCCUGACAUGGCCAUGAGACCCCACGUGUGUCCCUCUGUCUGUGUUCCUCCAUGUGGCACAUCUCAGGGCUUGUGUAGAGGACCUCUGCUUGGCCAUGUCGGGGUACAUUGCCUGGCCAGGUUGUCCCCAGGCCUGGUGCAUACAGCCUCCUCCUCUACACCUUCACCCCCAGCCAGGCUUAUCAUGGGGCUUGGAGCUGCUCUGGUACUAGGAGACUGGCACUGCUUUCUCUGUGGUGGGCCAAGAUGCCAAUGUGCAGCAGGAUUUUCCCCAGAGAAAGCUGCUCAGCCCUUCUGAGGUUGACAGCCCGAACUGCAGCACCUACUUCUUGGUGCAUGCAGGUCUGACCGUAUCACCGAGAAUAUGCCAAAGCCCUCCAUGGCUGACAGUGGCCUUUGAGACCCAGAGUGUCCUGCUGGCUCUGCUCCUCACCCUCUGUGCCCUGGUUGGCAGGGCCUGUGUGUGCCACCAUAUCAUCCACUGCCUUGGGCAUAUGCUUUCUUACAGACACCCACACAUACACACACACACACAUGCACAUGCACACGCACACACGCACAUACAGGCUCAUGCCUGCCUGCGAAUCUGGUCUCAGCUCAGGUGUCCCUCCUGACCACCUCCUCCUUUCCUCCCCUCAUGGUAGAACCACAGUCACUCACCACCGUGGCUCCAUGAGCCCCCACUAGCAUCAGCUUGGGUUUGCCUGAUUCCUCGUGUCCCCAGAGUUAGUGUGGCACAGAGUGGCACAGCUGUUGGGUACAGCUCAGUACAGCAGGGUUGAAUCUCUUUAGGGAUGGAUUGAAGCCCUGCUGCAACCUCAGGUUUUGACGUGCCAAGGAGACCAGCAGUAAUGUCAAAUUCUAGAUGUUCUUGUGGUCCCAAAGUGGUCAAGGACAUUCUUGGUGGGAGCUCUGUUAUGUACGAAUUUAUCCACGCAUCCAGCUGCCUAUUUAUCUAGCCACAUAUCUAUCCAUCCAUCCAGUUCCCUUCCUUCUUUCCUUUCCAUCCUAUACUUACUUCAACUACUUAUCACUAUCUAUUCUUACUCCCACUGAUUUAUAUCUCCAUUUAUCUCUCCAUCCAUCUAUUCAUCAUCCAUCCAUCCAUCCAUCCAUCCAUCCAUCCAUCCAUCCAUCCAUCAUCCAUCCUUCAUCUGUUCUGUCCUCCCUCACUUCUUUCCAUUUAUCUUCCCACAAAUGUCUGCUUCCUUCCCCUCUUUCCCUUCCCUUCCCUUCCUUUCCAUCCCCUCCCCUUCCCUCCCCUCCCCUC